AUGAGUCGCGCCGAGCUCCGCGAUGUGGAUAUGGCGACGAUUCACGAGGGCAACCCUCUGAUGGAGGGUGUAAUUCACCACGUGUUCGCCAAGGCGAGCGACAUAGCGAGGCGGCCGGAUGUGCUGCACUUUCUUGACCCGGCGGUGGCGCACACAAUGUACGCCUUCCGCGACGCCGCGCUGGGGCCGGUGGAGGAGAUGUGUGGAAAGCUGCUACUCGUUAUUCCCAUUGCGGAAUAUGACAGCGCCAGUAGCAACGGAGGUCACUGGAGCACACUCGUCCUACUGCGUGCAAGUGCCGAAAUGCCCUUUUCUGCCUUCCGUCUUGAUAGUCUCUACGACAAGAACAAGGAAUUGUGUGCAUCUUUUCUGGAGAUGCUUCACAGGUGCUCGCCAUGUGGUGACUGCAUCCCAUUGUGCAGCGAGGCUGUCGAUUUCCCCUCCCAAGAAAACAGCACGGACUGCGGCUGCUUCGUUUGUCUGGCCGCCCUUCACAUUGCUUCUGGUGUGCAGAAGAAGGGCGUAUGCGACACCCUUCUCACGUUCCCCCCUAGUUGGGACACAUCGCAGUUUCGCCGCGCUUUGUUGGAAGAGGUGCAGGAGAAAGGUAUUCCCUGA
Molecule: messenger RNA, 618 nt
Organism: Trypanosoma grayi
Lineage: Eukaryota; Euglenozoa; Kinetoplastea; Trypanosomatida; Trypanosomatidae
Product: putative SUMO1/Ulp2
Exons: 1
Coding region: 1-618 (205 amino acids)
Biological process (GO): proteolysis
Molecular function (GO): cysteine-type peptidase activity; deNEDDylase activity
Source: RefSeq, a predicted model, not a curated record